Molecule: messenger RNA, 2289 nt
Organism: Daldinia childiae
Lineage: Eukaryota; Fungi; Ascomycota; Sordariomycetes; Xylariales; Hypoxylaceae
Exons: 3
Coding region: 1-2289 (762 amino acids)
Source: RefSeq, a predicted model, not a curated record
AUGCCUCUUCCAGUUCCCCCCAAUCUACCCAAUAGCCAGUCUCACGACCAUCAUCGCGCUAUUGAUCGCCUUCACUACACUAUUUUGGGCGGUAGUGAUCGCUCUCAUCAGCAGUUACCAGGCGGUGUUCAGUUACCUCGCCUGCCUUACUCUGGUCGCCAACUCAUUCCAGAAGCUAGAAUUGAUCCUCGAUCACUCGCGGCUAACCGUUCUCAGCAACGCUCUUACAACAGCCAAGGCUAUAUGCCCAACGGCGCUCCCAGUAGCCACCCGAACCCCGGCCAACCUGCGCCAGGUGCCGUCCCUCUUCUCCCCAACCAAGGUCGAGUAGUCCAAUCCGGGCCGAUUCGAGUUCUUUGCAUAGCCGACGUACGAGGUAAUUUGCGAUCUUUAAACGAACUAGCGAAGACAGCGCGAGCCGAUCAUAUUAUUCACACUGGAGACUUUGGCUUCUACGACGACACAUCUUUAGAGCGCAUUGCAGAGAAGACUUUGAAGCAUGUCGCCCAAUACUCGCCGUUGAUCUCCGAGGAAGUCAAGAAGGGUAUCAGUCAAGGUGGACCGGGCUCAGUUAAGGCGCGAUUCAACCCUCAGGAUCUACCCUUAUCCGAACUGCCUAUGCUCAUCAGCGGACAAAUCAGACUCGAAGUUCCGGUUUAUACCGUUUGGGGUGCCUGCGAAGAUGUACGCGUGUUGGAGAAAUUCCGAUCUGGCGAGUACAAGGUACCGAACUUGCACAUUAUUGAUGAGGCUCGAUCCAUGCUCUUAGAAAUCGGCGGCGUUAAGCUGCGACUUCUUGGCCUUGGCGGUGCGGUCGUCAUGCACAAGUUGUUUGACAAUGGUGAAGGCCGAACUACUAUUGCAGGUGGACAAGGCACUAUGUGGACUACCUUGCUGCAGAUGGGCGAGCUGGUUGAUACUGCGAACCGUGUUUAUGACCCUACGGAGACUCGCAUCUUCAUUACGCACGCCUCUCCCGCUCGUGAAGGUAUACUGAAUCAACUAUCAGUUAGCCUCAAGGCAGACUUUUCUAUUUCGGCCGGCCUACAUUUCCGAUACGGUAGCUCUUACAACGAAUUCAGCGUUAAUCCAACUCUGGAUCACUACCGCGGUAAGCUUGCCGCCUCUAAGGCCUCCUUCAGUGAUGUAUGGGAGACUGUCAAAGGGGAAGUUGAGCCGGCAAUCCAGCAAAAUGAAGCUCAGCAGAAUUUGCUUAGGAAUGCACUUGAGCUGGUUGACAAGAUGCCUAGAACCGCAGCUGGUGGAAACCCCUUUGGUGGCCCGGUCGGCGGUCCCGGCGCACAAGGUCAAGUUGAUGAAAGCGCGUUCAAGAAUAUGUGGAAUUUCAACCUAGCAGACGCCGCAUUUGGUUGGUUAGCCCUGGAGAUUCAAGAUGGCCGCAUUGGUACGGAAAUGCGAGCACAGGGGUUCAACUUUUCGCACCGUGGGGCCAAGCAACAGACUGCGAUACCUCAGGGCACACCUUCACCGGCGGCUGGCGGCAGCGGUCUACCCCCCGCUGCUCCUGCGACUUCUGUGACGCCUGCACCCCCCGUGACGGGUUCUCAAAGAAACGCCUCAGCUGGGGCGCAACCUUCGAAGCCUACCGCAGCUACACCUCUCCAGCCGCCUAAGCCUGCCACGCCUAAACCGACGGCCUCAUCCCCAGCUCCUAGCACGGCUGCUGGAAAGGAGAACGACAAGCCUGCAGGUACUAAUGGAUCAACCAAUGGACCGGAAACUGUACCAUCGCCGGCCCCUCGAGCUUCUGCGGAUAGCAUCAUCGGGCUCUUCGUUAUGAAUGUCCAAAGUGACGAGCAAACUCGGGAGAUAUUCCCUGACGAGCACAAGGCCAAGAUCUCCAAGAUCGAGAAGUGGGGAAACAAUAGCAACAAUAAGGUUGUUCAUUUCCACAGUAUCGAGGAUCGGGAGGCUGCUUACUCUAGUCUUGCCGACGAAUUCAAGGUCCGCCAUUCCGAGGACCGAUCGAGACCCUUAGUGAAGAUAUUCCAACCCCGCGAAUCCAAGCAGACAUUUGGCGGUCGAGGAGCAGGAACCUGGGGUAGUGGCCGAGGAAGAGAUAACGCAAGCGGAUACCGAAGCGCUGGCGACCGCGGUACUCUUAGCGGUGGUGAGAGCGGUCCCGAGACCGGUCGUCAACGUGGUGGUCGAGGUGGAGCGCGAGGAGGCCGAGGCGAGCGUGGUGGUCGGGGUGGCAGGGGCGGCCGUGGAGGAGUAGGCAAAGGCGAGGGCGGCAGCGCUUCCCCGGCUCCCGGUGGCGAUUCAUAG